UCUGUCGUUAUGUUCCACAUUAACUUGAUAAUUUACUGGUGGAAAGGAGCCUAUUGACAAAACCAUUGUCCAAAGAUUCAUCCUGAAGUAUGGUUGAAUACUGCACGGUUUUUUAGCUGAAGACGAGCGGUCCUGCCACAUAAAAGGCUGAUGAUUUUUGUGACACAGUUAGUUCCACGGCGUGAGGAGCUGCAAACCCAUCUGUGAUGCAGCAGCAGGCAACGUCAUCCCUGAUGUCGCUCUUGUCCUGCCUGCUGUACAUCAUCGCCAACAUAACGGCCAUGUUCCUCUACUGGCUUUAUCAACAAGCUCGGGACAAGAAAGCACAACAGGAUGGCAACUCGGACGAAGUUGAUGCAGAUGGAAUGGAGGUUCGCCAACCGAUCCGAUUCAAGAACCAGCCAUCAUUAUUGGCAAUGCUUGGACUGGAGCCUUACCAUUCACACACAUUCUUCGCUUUUGAGGACCAUUUUCAUACUUUCGAGGCAGUCAGCAAAGGGUGCAAGCGAGCUGGCUUGGAAAAAUGUGGUUUGAUAAUCGGUGUGGACUUCAGCGCCAGCAAUGAAUGGCAGGGAAGAAAAUCGUUUAGUGGCCAGAACCUACAUAGAGUGAUCACAGGGAAAAUCUAUAAUCCGUAUCAGAAAGUGAUAUCCAUCAUUGGAAAGACCUUAGAGCCAUUUGAUGAGGAUAAUUUGAUCCCAGCAUUUGGUUUUGGCGAUAGUUCCACCAUGGGUAAAGACACAUUCCCGUUUAUGCCAAAAUCGGAGCCUUGUUGUGGUUUCCAAGAGGUGCUCGAUCGUUACAGCAAUAUUGCCACGAGGAUAACGUUAGGGGGCCCUACAAACUUUGCUCCCAUUAUUUACAAAGCAAUAGAGAUCGUACAAAAGUUACGCAGCUACCAUAUCCUGAUUAUCAUAGCAGAUGGGCAGGUUAACGAGGAGGAUACAACAAUAGAAGCAAUUGUCGAGGCAUCUAAUUACCCACUGAGCAUCAUCGUCGUUGGUGUGGGCGACGGACCCUGGGACAUUAUGGAAAAUUUCGAUAACUUUCUACCGCAGCGCAAGUUCGAUAAUUUCCAAUUUGUGAAUUUCCAUGGGGUUACCACAAAAGCAAGAAAUCCAGAAACAUCUUUUGCACUACAUGCCCUGAUGGAGAUACCGGAUCAGUUUAAGACGAUCAAAUCUCUAGGAUACAUAGAAAAUGGUCGUGAGGGAAUUCAUAAUGUGGUCAAACGGGAAAACUAGAAAAAAUAAUUCACUCAAAUGAGUUUUUUAGUUGCUUAAAGGUAUGGAAUUUCCUGGAUUGUCAUUAGGAAAAUCUUCAUGAAGAAUAUAAAUCUCGAAAGUGGUCAUGGAGUUUUGGUGAUCAAGGACUAAAUAAUGCAACGAAUAGAUCCCAAGACUCGUAAGAAUCCGAGUUAAGUGUUUGUGCCGUUAUUUGGAAAGAGAAUUACUCACUUAGGAACUCCAUCAGUGGAAUAAAUUCCUCAAGAAAUCUAGGAAAAUAUCAAUAACAAAUGGACCCUGUGAGGAUUUAUUGCAGAACAAUUGAUAGAAUGUAAAAAUGCUUUUUAUGGUAUGUUUGGUGUUUGGAAGAUUACAUUCUGCUCAGUGAGUUGAAGACUUUCUUGAAAAUAUGUUUUCAGGAGCACACCAUUUGAUAUUCAGAAGGGGGGCUGUGAUAAAAAAAAUUAAUUGGCUCAGAAAAUUAUUGAAUGGGUUUGAGAUUUUUUAAAUUUUAAAUGUUUAGGCUCAUAAUUUUUAUUUUUAAAAAAUCUCGGUUUUGCAACUGUAGAUGAAAAAUGUAUCUGUCUUGAUACAAAAUCCCAGAUUCAAUGGCAAAUUGACAGCUGGCGCUGCUGAUACUGCAGUCUGGUUUCUUUGAAGAGGAUUUUGGCCUUUGACAAAAACAUUCUAAUGUGUAUUUUAUGAAAGGACAGCUCAUGUUAUAUUUAUUUUUUAAUCAACUGAAAAUGGUAUUUCCUUUAUGAAAUAGGAGUGAAAUAUCUUUUUUACUCCCAAUGGAAUCUGUUUUGUCGGAUGAUCGAGGCUGUUUAUUCUGUGGCGUUGGUGUUUAUAUUUAUUCUAUUUGCGAACUUGAUUUGCAUUUAUCAGCUAUUCAGGAUGUAAGGUCGGAGUAUUAUUCUUGUUUUAUUGUGUCCAGACAUCGCUGAUGUUGUAACAGUAAAAUGUGACAAGAUGUGGUUAAAAUAAGCAAACCGAUUGUGUCACUGAUAGUGUAAUAAUGGGAGAUGAUAGGACUUUUUCUUACUUCUCCAAAUUUUAAAGCUUUGACCUAAGAUUUGAUUUUUUAAGUGGAAAAUAAGAUAAAAAGAUAUAAAAAACAUUAUCUUUAUUUUCCCACAUUGACAAAUGCAUUGCAUCUGCUUCACUGUGGGCCUUCCCCAACAGUCGCCAUGAGAGACAUGACUUCCUGUUCCAAGUGGCUUUCAAGUGGAACUCCCUCACUCACUCACUCCCUCACUCACUCCCUCACUCACUCAUUCACUUUGUGUCCGGUGCUAUACGUGUCAGUGUGUCCCACACAUUCGUGUGUACAGGCAGCCUGGUCUUGCUUAUUAUGGAAAACAAUAUUAUCAAAGUACAAGAUUAAUCAGCAAAAAACAUGUUUGAAGUGAGAAGGGUGGUAUAUGCGAUGUCAUGAGAUGUAAAUAAGGGUGUGUGUGAUGAUAAGGGGUGAUAAGGAUGUACAUAUGGGUUUACAUGUAUGUGCGAGAUCAAAUAACAAGGAUUUGACAGGUGACUUAAAAGGUGUGUGUGAAAUGGUAAGGUUGUAAAUACAAAGAUAGAAGUUUCCUUGUGAUUUGAAGGUAUAGAAGACAUGGCUAUAUAUGAUAUGUGUUAUAUGUGAUAUACAUCUUACAUGAUAAGGGUGUACAUGUUAUGUGAUAAGGUUUGCAUGGCGUGUGAUAAGGAUUGAAUUUAUAUUGGAUAUGAUUGUAUGUGUAACAUAAGGAUAUGGAUGUGUGGUUAUAUUAUAAGGAUGUAUGUGCUAUGUGUUAUAUGAUAAGGGUGUAAUUGUGAUAUAAGGAUGCAUGUUAUAUAAGGAUGCACAUGGUAUGUGAUAAGGAAGAACAUAUAAUGUGAUAAGGAUGCACAUGUUAUGUGAUAAGGAUGCACAUGUUAUAUGAUAAGGAUGCACAUGGUAUGUGAUAAGGAUGCACAUGUUAUGUGAUAAGGAUGCACAUGUUAUAUGAUAAGGAUGCACAUGGUAUGUGAUAAGGAAGAACAUGUUAUAUGAUAAGGAUGCACAUGUUAUAUGAUAAGGAUGCACAUGGUAUGUGAUAAGGAAGAACAUGUUAUGUGAUAAGGAUGCACAUCUUAUAUGAUAAGGAUGCACAUGUUAUAUGAUAAGGAUGCAUGUUAUAUGAUAAGGAUGCAUGUUAUGUGAUAAGGAUGCACAUGGUAUGUGAUAAGGAAGAACAUGUUAUAUGAUAAGGAUGCAUGUUAUAUGAUAAGGAUGCAUGUUAUGUGAUAAGGAUGCACAUGUUAUAUGAUAAGGAUGUACACGUGAUAAUUCGGUGUGACAUGUAGCUUUAAACAAGAUCAUUAUAUUGACCUUACUUUAAACAUUGUAUUAUUCAUUAAAUCUGUUUAUACACUUCUAGCAUGUUUAGUUUUAACCAGAUUUAAGCAAGCACUGCACAGCCAUUAAUGCAUAUUCACUUACAACCAUGUUAUGGAGUGUUUCUCAUUGCCCUGCAGACUAAAACUUGUAGCAGUUUCUUGAGGGGUACAUGUGGUUUUAUGCAUCCUGCGUUAGUUUCAUACCACAAGCCGGACUGGAGUCAUACUAAACUUUUAAGGAGGGAGGCAUAAAACCACAUAUACCCUGAGUGAUCCUGCAACAACGACUUCAUCUUGCCAACAUCUUUCAAUCUGCCAUGGUAAAAGAGUAAAAAAAAAUUGAAAACAGGCUCAAAACAGCUGUUCGAUGGAGCUGAGGGUAACUUGUGCUGUGUCACAUGUAUUUCAUUGACUCAUAAACAAUCGUAGCAGGGUGCAAGAGAUUUAUUGUCACGCUCAGAAUUCCACUGUUUUCUUUGUGGCGGGGUAACUGGGAUUGAUUGUCCCACUCAGAAAUUGAUUUUCCCCACCAUCUAGGAUACGUAGUAUUUUAUCAAGAUCACAAUAAACCAAUCUGAUCUCAACAAAUAUUUUUGUUCCUGUCAGUUAUAACAUGUUUAAAGUCAUUAGCAAAUUAUUCUCCAAAAGGGGGCACGGGUGGCCCAGUCGGCUAAGGCGCCGCCAUUCACUGUGCAGAGUUGUGUCCCUUGGGCACGCCAGAAACUUUUGAUUGUGGGUUCAAAUCCCGGUUCGCCCCGAUUAUGUUUCUAGGUUUGUCAGCACCAUACCUGUGCUUGUGGGUUUCACCGAAGUGGUAAGCGUCUGAGACCUGCAUCACUUCAGGCUUUCCGCCCACAAUAAGCGGACACGCCGCGAUAUAACUGGAAUACUGUUAAAAGCGGUGUUAAAACCCAACUCACUCACUAUUCUCCAAAAAGAUGCUGAUUAGGAACAAAGUCCUAUGUGACAGAAAGUAGCUUCUGUGUUACUGAAAUAUAUGGGAAGAAAGUUGUAAAUCCCAGCCUCGUUUUUGCUUUAAUUUUCCACCAAAGUAUUUAACAAAGAUGCCAUGAGAAACACUAAGUGUCAGACAUUAUAUAGCCAUUGCUUAUCAAGACUGUGAUACAAGUUCUCUAUCAGCUUCCAUGCUCUUUAUUAACCAAAGUAAUACUAUUCCACUUUCUUCCAUGGUGUAUAAAGAGAUUUGCCAUUUUUUCAUGAAAUUGUUCAAGAGAUAUUUGUGUUUUUUAUAAAUAUUGGACAGUGCAAAUGUACAAACUUACAAACACUUCCUAAAAGAUAUAAUGGUCUGCCCAACACUGGAACCCGUAGGCUUACAAUAACUAAGCUUGUGUGCUGUUUUAUUUGGAAAUGUGAAUCCUUUUUGUGUUAAAAAAAAUUAAUAUGUAAAUUAAAUUAUUAUUUUUAUAUGAUGUGUGAUAUCAACAAACGUUAAUAUUUGAUCAUGUUGAUUGUACCAGGGGAUGUGUCGAAGGUUUGUAAUGCCAAUUUCAGAUUCAUUUUACCAUUUUUCGUUUCACUGUUUCUGAAUAAUAUUUGUGACCCACCGGGAAAAAACUUAUGGGUGUUUGGGUACAAUUAUGCUGUAAAAUAAAGAUAGACUUUUGACAUCAACUUACUUAAUAAAUAGUAAAAAU
Molecule: messenger RNA, 5245 nt
Organism: Haliotis rufescens (red abalone)
Lineage: Eukaryota; Metazoa; Mollusca; Gastropoda; Lepetellida; Haliotidae
Product: E3 ubiquitin-protein ligase RGLG3-like
Exons: 2
Coding region: 207-1244 (345 amino acids)
Source: RefSeq, a predicted model, not a curated record